AGGUCACCUUCGAGCUCUCGCACACGCCCGACGGCAAGGCGAGGGCAGACCAUGUCGUCCUCCGCGGGGGCCCGCGGGGCGGCGGCGGCGGUCCUGGCAGGUCGGGUCCAGGCGGCAUGACGUCCGGAAAGAUCUUGCGGUUUGACCGCGAGAAGGGCUAUGGUUUUAUGCGGGUUAAUGGUGGCGGGGAAGACGUGUUCUUUAUGGCCGACACGCUCCCGCCGGAGCUCCAGCCCAUCAUCAGGGGCGGCGGCCUCGUGAACGCCGAGGUGGAGGUGGAGGUCACCGUCAACGCCGAAGGGAAGCCGCGGGCGCAGCGGGUCUUCCCGCGGGGGCCGCCGAUGGCGCCGCCGCCCAUGGCGCCGUCCCGGCCGCCGCCGGGGCCGCCACCGGGCCCGCCGGGCCCGCCCCCGGGCCCGCCGCCGGGGCAGCGUGGGAACCUCAGCACAGGGACCAUCGUCACUUAUGAUGAGGCCAAGGGCUUCGGCUUCAUAAAGGCUGACGGCAUCGACGAGGAUAUUUUCUUCCUGAAGUCCGAGCUCCCCCCCGAGCUGCGCGAGGCGCCGCGGGGUCGGCUCGUGGACCAGCGGGUGGAGUUCGAGGUGCGGAAGAUGCCCGACGGGAAGAUGCGCGCGCAGCGCAUCGGGCUGCACUUCGUGCCGCAGUGGCCGGCGCCGCCGGGAGUCUACCCGCCGGGCCCGCCCGGGCCUCCCGGAGACGGCCGACGGUGCAUCGGCCGUAUCCGGAAGCUCGACCGAGCCAAGGGCUACGGCUUUAUCGAAGUGCCGGGGGAGCAGGACGUUUUCUUCAUGCCCAGCGCGCUCCCCAAGGACAUGGCGGAGAGCCGCGACAACCUCUCAGGCAUCGAGGUGUCUUUCGAGGUGAGGAUCAGCGAGGAGGGCAAGCCGCGGGCCAACGAGAUCCGGCCCGCUCCACCCCCGGGCCCGCCAGGCCCCUAUGGCAGGCCGCCGAUGGCGCCGUACGGCCCCCCGCCGAUGGGCCCGCCAGUGGGUCCGCCCAUGAUGGGGAUGGGCAUGCCGCCCUUCAUGGGGCCGCCCAUGGGGCCCAUGGGCAUGAUGAUGGGGGCGCCAGAUCGGGUUUAUUUCGGGCAUAUCGUGUCCUACGACCCGGCCAAGGGCUUCGGCUUCGUCGCCGCGGAGGGCGUCCCGGAGGACGUCUUCUUCCCGAAGGGCGAGCUUCCGCCGGAGCUGCGGGACCAGGAGAAGGGCAAGGUGCAGGACAAGAUCGUGUCCUUCGAGAUCCGGACC
Prorocentrum cordatum is the source of this 1268-nucleotide messenger RNA. The record is from the annotation of a GenBank genome assembly. Lineage: Eukaryota; Dinophyceae; Prorocentrales; Prorocentraceae.